GCAGUGCCGUUCUUUCAUUGACGUACUGUUCGCUGCAUUCUCCAGUCUCAAGCGAGCCCUUGUACGCUCGGGAUCAUGGAUUAUGUGUUAGUGGCUUUUCUGAAUCGAUAUUAACUCGUACUUGCAUUUGUAACUUUUGAUAGUGAUUGUAAAAUCAUUUCAAGAUUAAAAAUACUUUUUUUUUCUUAUAAAAGAAUUUAUAAUUUGAAUCCAAAAAAUAUUUCCGAUUAAUAAUUACACGAUUUCUCAAAUUUUAAAUAAGAACAAUGGCAAAACAACAAACAGCUGAUAGAAAUAUUCCCCAUCUUCGAGAUAUCUUUGGAUUUGGUAACAAAUGGGAGAAUACGCGUCAUCAAGUCGAAGAAAAAGCACCAGGACAUGAUAGUGCCGUAUCCAUCGGUUCAACUUCUGGUGAAGAGGAAAGUCCUAAGAAUAGCAAGAAAAAGAAGUCGCGACGUCGUGAUAAUAGCAAAACUUUAACGGAAACCGAUGUGAAACAUCUAGAAAGACAUCUAUCCAUGAAAAAAACCAUUCGCAAAAAAAUUAUGCGUGAUUUGCAGCAAGCGUUUGUCGAAGAUCCAAAUGAAUUCCGGGUAGAUGAUAUACCACCAGAACAGCUUAAGGCAGAAAUCAAUAUUCAGAGUUUGAGUUUUGGGACACCAUCACAGAAACAAGGUCGUACACGUGGAAAUACAGAGAAUACAUUCUUAGAUAUGUUACGUGCUGGAGAUGGUCUUGAAAAGAAUUCUGGAGAUGGAGAUAGAGAUUCUGGACAUGGUGGUUCCCCUACAAGAGAACCUCCUAACACACAAGAUACAGAUGAUGAAUCUAGUUAUCCUUAUGAUACUCCAGUUGCAACGCCAUCGAAGAAGAGCGGUAACUUCUGGAGACGUUUUACUAUGAAAAAUCGUAAUAAACGAUAAAUGUCCUAAAUAAACUUUCAAUCGAUGAUUACCAACUUAAUUUCCGUUUCUAUACAAUAUCAACUUAGUUAUUUGAGCAGAGCUUGUAACUGUGAUAUAUAUAUAUGAAAGAAAAAACCGAAUUAUCUCGAGUGAGCAUAACUUUUCCUAACUUUUCUUUAACGGAUCUCAGAGUUUUAUCUAAUUUUAAAAUCUAAUUUUAAAAAUACAGGACCAAUAACUUGCAAAAAAUUCUAGAUUCUCAGAGAAAUUUUUUUAUAAAAUAAUGAAAAUAAAAAAGAUUAAAAAAUAAUGAAAAUAAAAAUAUUAUAAAUCAUGAAAAUAAAUAAAUAAAAAAUCAUAUCAAAAUAAUAUUUUUGAAAUUUCUUCUUCGAAAUACUUUUUGGCUAAAUUUUUGUAUAAAAAUAUUUAUAAAUAGUGAUUUACAUUAUUGCAAAUACUAUAUAUAAGAUUACUUUGAGAUCCUUAACUUUUUGAUUCUAUAAUCUUAUACAAAACUUCUUUUGAUGUACUUAAAAUAAUAAUGAAGUAAUUAAGAAAUAUAGCGAGAAUAUUUAGCAUGUAAAAAUAAAUAAUUUUUAAUUAUUUUUUAUUUUAUUUUAUAAUUUAAAUAAGAAUGAGAAAAACCAGAUGAAAAUAAUAAAUAUGCACAAUUCUUUCAUUAUGUAUAUUGUUAGUAUUAGCUAGUCAAACAGGUUUUGCAAGAGGAUCGACAUAUAAAGUAUUCUUAGAUAACUUGUUCCAAUUUUAUACUAUUAUUUUUUUGUAAAAUUGAUCAAAUAUAUUUAUUGUACACAAGGUAUUUAUUUUAAUAAUAAUGAAAUUAUUUCUUUAGAACAAAAAAAGAUACGAAUAAAAACAAAAAAUUUUAUGAUUAUUUUUUAAAAAUAUAAUAAAAAUGGGAACAUCAUUUUAUACUAUAAAAUAAUUUCGAUUCUCUGAGAAAAUCUGAAUUUAAAAUUAUAAAAGAUUUUCAAUUUUAUAUAACAAAUAAGAUAUACAUUAUUAUAAAGUUUGAUAUUUAUUAUAUAAUAUAAUGUUGGUGUAAAAUUUUAUUGUUCCUAUUGUUCUUGGAUAUCUUUUACGACAUCAACAGCAUUUGUAAGAAAUUCAUAAGAAUUGCAUUUACCUGAUACGAAUCUUUAAUUAUAUGUAUUAUACUCGAGAAUUGAUAUUAGAUGUAAAGGUAGUGAUUAAAUAAAAAUUCUUUACAAGCA
Apis cerana (Asiatic honeybee) is the source of this 2140-nucleotide messenger RNA. RefSeq lists its product as uncharacterized. The record is from RefSeq and is a predicted model, not a curated record. Lineage: Eukaryota; Metazoa; Arthropoda; Insecta; Hymenoptera; Apidae.